AUGCCACCUUUUGCGUGUAAGGCACAUGAGCUUUGCCCUGCAAAGCCAAGGGCGCUCUCCACUUUGGCACAGAUUGUACUCUGCCUUGAAGCUUUGAGCUUCCCUACAUUUCCCGAUGCCUUCUUCUUCCCACAGAGCGCCCGCGUUCCUUUUGGCCUUACGAUAUGGCAGCCUGUCGGCGAUGGGCGGUGCUUGCCCGACCUUCUGAGGUAUUGGCCAGAAGGAUCGGCUGAUAUCGGCUGCCAAGGCUGCAAGGGCACCUGUCCCUUGAAAUCCUUGGAGGGAGAAGCUCAAGUUGAAACUCCAGCAUGUGCUAACGGCGAACUUAUCAGAUGCGCUGCACGAUGUGUCCUUGCUGGCGGAGGCCACGAAGCGACUGAUAGGCACUCAGCGGCCCAUGGUGCUUCCGAUGCAGGUGCCAUGGCCCUGAAGCUGUUGGUCAGCAUACGUCCUCCAAAAACGGCCCGUUAA
Messenger RNA from Symbiodinium natans, 471 nucleotides. NCBI's taxonomy places the organism in Eukaryota, Dinophyceae, Suessiales, Symbiodiniaceae. The record is from the annotation of a GenBank genome assembly.